GCAGCGACAAUAAUAUUCUUUAUUGUCUGCGAGAUCGGCUAUCGCGAUUCAUGUACAUAAAUGUACAUAGAAAUGUUUUUUGUUAAGUGUUGAACCUGCAUCGGGCAUUAUUUCAUAAUGUUUUGAAUAUUGUGUCUGAGUAGUGCAGUGAUAUAAAAAUGUGGAUCCCUUUAAAAACUCCUAAACUUGGAGUUGCUGUAUACAAUUGGAAAGGAGAUGUUAAAUCGGGCUUACCCUUAGAAAUUGGAGAGACUGUACAAAUCCUGGAAGAAAAUGGAGGCUGGUUCAGAGGAUUCAGCACUAAAAACAGAUCAGCAUGGGGCAUAUUUCCAUGCUGUGUGGUGACUAUUAGACCAUGCACCAUCAAAGGCUCUGGCUUAUCAGCUGUGGCAGAGUUAAAAGAUGACCCAUUAGUUCGAGAAAUAGCCUGUGUGCUUAGGGAAUGGGCUCGACUGUGGAAGAAACUUUAUGUUGAGCGGGAAACAUAUAGGUUCAGUGCUGUAGCGAAAGUGAUGCGGGAAUUGCUAAGUGGCCGACGGGCGUUACUUACUGGUACAUUAACCCAAGAUCAGACGAGGGCAUUACGGCUUAAACUCGUCGCUAAACUCGACUGGGGGAAUCGGAAACUGGGAUUGGAGCUGGUGCCCCGACGUGGUGCUGAAGCAGUGGACCCUGAAGAGACGAGCUUGGUGGAGUUGUACGGGGUCCACGUAGAGAGUGCAGAACGGGCUGCAGCAUGGCGUGGAACACUCCGCCGAGCUGGUGGUUCUGGCAGCAGCUUCAACUCGACCCUCACGAUCACACCAACCGCUCAGUCCCACUAUCUUAUGUGUAGUAUGAGGGAUUUUGGACACACAGCUGGUGGUGAUGAAGCCGAGCUGUUGCUAUGGUUACACGAUGCGAGGAGAUCACAGCCGCUGUCAGAGAGAUUUCGAGUUCGCAUCGCAAGGGAUGGCUUCUCGAACUAUAUAGACCGACUGCAUGCAAAUAGUACUCUUUUUGCGGACCUCUCAGCGACGGAUCUGUCUCGUGAGUUAUGGCUUGUGGCAUGGGUUAUUCGUGUGGGGAGGUGGUCAGGCGCAGGUGGCAUGGGUAGCGGGACAGGGGAACGUCGAGGGCCGAUAGCAAGGAGGCCUCUAGGGGCUGGGGUGCUGCCUCUAGCGGAGUUUUUGAGGCAACCAGAACAGCCUUCUGUGGAAAAGGAGUAUACGUUUAAGGUGUACCAAUGUGAGGAGAAAGAUUUUCACCAACUUCACGACAUGUUAAUACGCAAACAGACAAACAAAUGCAAUAUUUUACCAGGACAGCCGAACUACGGCAUCGUAGUAGCCUUAAGGCUGCUAACCAAUCAAGGCAGUAUAUCUGAGGCUGUGGCAUCCGGAGCUACUGUGACCGCUAAAAGGGGAUUCCCCGACGUCAUAAUGCCAGGAGAUGUCCGAAACGAUCUCUACUUGACAUUGGAAAGGGCAGAGUUCGAAAGAGGCGGGAAGAGUACGGCGAAAAAUGUCAUGGCGACUGUUACUGUGCACGAUAAUACCGGACAAGUUAUUAAUGAUUGCGUUUGGGGCGCCAGUGGAACGGGUUCUACGUUAUACGAGUCGUUAGUCCUGUAUCACAACAACAGCCCAGCUUGGGGCGAACAGUUACGCCUCACCGUUCCCUUGGAGACGUUCACUCACGCGCACGUUCGGAUCGAGUUUAGGCACUGCUCAACACGUGAUAAGAACGAAAGGAAACUGUUCGGUUUCUCGUUCGCGCGAUUGAUGGAGGCAAGUGGCGCCACCCUCAGGGACGGAUCACACGAGUUGCACGUUUACAAGUGCGACGAUCCCACGAAGUUAUUAACAGCUAGCUAUCUAUCUCUGGCUUCUUGCGCUAAUGAUACCGCGCGUGCGUCUUCUACAAAUGGAGUGGUUGCAUCGUUUCCUAGGAGUACCAAAGAAAAUUGUACAAUUAGUACAGUGCUAUGUUCGACCAAACUUACUCAAAAUGAGGAUCUCCUGGCAUUACUCCAAUGGCGGGCGCAUCCUGAGAAAGUGCAGGAAACGUUGCUUCGAGUUUUGCGAUUGGGAGACGGACUCAGUUGCGAAGAGCUCAUUAAAUUCCUUCGGGAUGUUCUGGACGCAUUAUUUGCCUUGUUUUCUACUGAAGAUGGAAACAGCACACCUCAUUCCGGCACAGUGUUCCUGGUGCUUGUUUCGAUUUGCAGCCUUCUGGAUGAGAGCCGAUUCCAGCAUUUCCGACCUGUUCUCGACGUUUAUAUCGAGGAGCACUUCUCAGCUGCACUUGUUUAUAAAGGUUUACUCUCGUCCGUGCAACAUUGCGCCGAAUGGGCGGCAGGCGCUGAAGGGCAGGAACCUAUCCGCAAAUGCCUGCGGUCCCUAGGGGCCGUCUUCAGAUUGGCCGUUCGAUCGCGGUGCUUGUUCUCCCGAGCCACGGGAGGACAGUACGAAGACAGCUUCAGAAGGGAUGUCCGGGCUGCCUUGCACGCUUUGAAGGCGCUAGCUCAGCACCCGCAUAGGGAACAUUUGGCGCCUGCGCAGGUGGCCCUAAUGACAUCCUGGGCAAGUGUGGCCAAAGAGGUAUCAUCAGCUCUCGGGCCAGUGGAAGCUGCGAGGAUAUCGGCUUCCAUUUUGGAUGCAUUUGCUGCUAAUGUUCCCGCGCCAUUGGCUAGAGCCAGAUUAGCGGCUGCUCAGGAGAUAUUGAAGGGACCACUUGGACAGGAGCCAGAAGCAAGGAACAUAGUCCUGACAACCGCCUGCCACCAUCUCCGUGUACAUUUGGCUAGAAGAGACGAAUUAACGCAAUGUGCUGAUAUGUUGAGCGAGCUGGUGGCGCUUCUAUGGAGGAAGGAGGACACUGAACAGCUGGAUGAAGAUGAGCUGGACCCAGAUGUCGAUGUCCUGUGUCUGAACACGCUGGAUGUCUUGGUGGAAACUGUUUUGCAUCUCAUCGGUGGAAAUUCCCCUGUGCUUGGUUCAAUGGUGGCUGGAUUACUUGGUGUGAUGGAGUUGUUGAAGCCCGCUCAUUACCAGCGAUUGUGGAGCCAUCUAGCGCCGCAUCCUCACGACAGGAAGCCUUUGAAGGACUUCUUGAUGCGAGCAUUCCUUGUCUUCAGGCAUCUCGUGGAACAAGAUGUUUUUCCAUCUGACUGGAUGGUGCUUCGCGUACAAAGUUGCAAGGUGUUGUUAUCCGCGUUGCAAGACUUGGCUAAGCCGCUUUUGGAGAGAUUUUUGGGAGAUGAACCGCCGCAAUUUGAUUCUCAACUCUGGUCCGGGUAUAUGGAACUCGGAGUCGCCCUGGUAACCUCGAGUGCGUUGCAGACCGAAAGAUGGACUGGCAGGGGCCCCGAUAGGGGAGGCAUGAGGGCUGCAGCUGGUCUGCAAGUGCUGGCUGUCUGGAGUAGGCUUGGAGCCGCACAACUCCAACUAAUUGGCGCGGCGGUUGGUGCCUUACUGGAAAUAACGCUAGUGGGAGAACUUCGGAGAGCGGCGUUAGGCGCUUUAGUCGCCUUGAUGGCAGCCGAAAGGGCCGCCACCGGAUCCGCGAGACGCACCGAAGCGGCCCUGGUCGAUAAAUUGGACUCGUUGGUCGCCGACAAUAAGGCAGAUGAUCAUUAUCGACGCUUGUUUGAUACCGUUCUCAUGGAGCGAGUGUCGACGGAAGGCUGGCGCGAGGCAGGUGCCGCCUUCGUGGGCUGCGUGACCAGGCUUUUGGAGCGUCUGCUGGAUUACCGAGCCGUGAUGCAGGGCGCGGAGCAUAGGGACAAGAGGAUGUCGGCUACUGUUAAUUUGCUGAAUUUCUACAAGAACGAAAUAGAUCGCAAGGAGAUGUACCUUCGCUACGUCUACAAACUGCACGAUCUUCACAUCGCUUCGGACAACUUUGUUGAAGCCGGUUGUACGCUGCUGCUAUACGCAGAAACCUUGAGCUGGGACAGUGACCAGAUAGGAGUGGACUCGGAGCACCCGGAAACUCCAGAGUGGAAGAGGAAGGAGGCGCUAUACAAUCAAGUGUUGCAAUACUUUGACAGGGGAAAGUGUUGGGAAAAAGGUCUACCGCUACUUCGGGAGCUGGCAACACUAUACGAGUCCAAAUUGUGUGAUUACGCCCGAUUGGCUCAAUGCUUGAGGACGCAUGCAACAUUCUUGGACUCGGUGUUAAAUGAACUCAGACCAGAGCCUGAGUACUUCAGAGUCGGGUUCUAUGGAAAGGGAUGUCCGCUGUUUGUCAGGAACAAGCAAUUCGUGUACCGCGGCUACGAGUACGAGCGCAUCGGUGCGUUUACGCAGCGUCUCCAAGCGGAAUACGUGUCCGCUCACAUCCUGAUGAGGAACACGCCGCCGGACGAGUCCGUCAUAGCGGCAGAUGGACAGUAUAUCCAAAUAUGUAACGUGAAGCCAGUCGCGUCGAUCCACUCGUGUCCAACGAAUGCGCCUGAGCAAGUGAAGCGGUUCUACGCGUUCAACGACGUCGAUACGUUCCUUUGCGAUCGGCCUUUGCAGAAACCGCCCAUCGAUAAAGACAACGAGUUUAAGAGUUUAUGGAUAGAACGCACGACUUUGGUAACAGAAAAUACAUUACCAAAUAUUUUGAGGUGGUCGGAAGUUGUCACCAGAUCCGUCGAAGAAAUACCACCAGUUGAGUUUGCGUGUGAAACAAUGGAAGCAACUGAACGGGAACUGCGAAAUCUCAUAUCUCAAUACACGGCCGAUCCGACGCGAAACAUAAACCCAUUCACAAUGCGUCUGCAAGGAACCAUCGACGCUAACGUUCAAGGCGGGAUAACGAAGUACGAGCAAGCGUUCCUGACCGCGGAAUUCGGAAGAAAUGCCUCAGCCAGGGAGGCAACGGCUGCUGCAAAGCUGAGGAGGCUGGUUUCUUCCCAAUUGGCCGUUGUGGAAGCGGCUCUAGCUCUGCAUGGACGGUUGGCGCCAGAAGAAGUUAAGCCGUUGCAUAGACGUUUGGUCGAGCGUUUUACCCAGCUUCGUCAAAAUCUUGGGCCGGGAUUGGCGCGCGCUAGAAGGCAGCUAUCGGAGAGUAUUGUCAACACCCCAUUGCCCCCUGUCCCGGCAUUGGACAAGCGAUCUCACAGUAUACAACAGAAUGAUGGAUAUUACGAUGACGCCCAUUUCUAUAACAAACCCAUUUACUCGAUCGACGACUCCCUGGAUCAGCAGGGCAGUAUAAUGUCCAGUAGUCUACCAGCCAAUGACGGCCGGGAGUGCGAUGACGUCAGCAGCAUGGUCAAGUCGGCGCCGCCUCUUCCUUGCAGGCCUAAAAGUGACCCACGGAGUCCCACGCGACCUGAUAAGAUAUAUCGAGAUCCAGUCGAAGAAGAAGUGGAAACGCGUAGACACAGCCGUGCGUCUUGGACCGAACAUGACGCUCCUCCUUUACCUCCUAGAGUAUCAGGUGAAAAGAAAUCGUGGGGCGAAGCUCCCGCAGUGCCGAGACGAGCAGCGCGAAGCACCGGAGCCACGGACGAACGCGACUCAGGCGUCAGCGUAGACGCGCACGCGUAUACCAAUGCGGACGAGCACAGACAUAAUGAUCUUGAUCUAGUGGAAUCUCUGCGGUACGAAGAGAUCAUUUCGAUGAUGUCGGAGCCUUUACGGGUUGACGAAGGUGAGACUCCUCCGCCUAUACCUCCGAAGGGUUUGGGACACCUCAGCAGUUUCGAUUCGGGGCAUCAUGAAAAUGGCGAGUCUCAUUGCUAAACUUUUACCAAAUAUUCCAAGGUUUAUUUUCACGUAUGUAUUCGUUAAAUGACGUACGUAUAUUUAUAAAAGACAUUUUUUGACAUGUAUUUUGAUCAUUUUGACAGCUUUUUGUUACUACUUAGCAAAACUUUAUAUGAAAUCAAUUAAAUAUAUAUGUAUAAUAAUAAAAUAACAAAUUAAAAUAAUGCGUAAAAAGAUCCAUACUUGCCAAAAUUUGGAAUAACUUACACAAAAAUAUUUUUAAGCCGGAAUCAUUGUGAUGUUUUUUUGUAAGUCAUAUUUUUCUUAUCUACAUGUGAAGUUAUAUAUUUAAAUAAUGAUUAAUAUUUUUGUAUAUUAUGUUUUACCAGUCUCGAACAUGUUGGAUAUAUUUAAAUAUGAAGUCAGCAGUUAAUAGAUAUUAGUGCCAUACAAAUGCAAUUUAAAAACAACUUAUAAUUUGUUUAUAUGAUCAGAUAAAGUAUAUUUUUUAUUAAUUUUUAUUUAAGUGAUAUAGUAUGAAAUCAAUACAAAUUUAUUUAAUAUUACUAGAAUGUUUAGUUUUGCACAAAAUUAGUAGAUUUAGGUUAAUAUAACAGCCAAUAUUAAAUAUGUAAUUAUUUUUUAAGCUACAGCGAUAAUUAAGAGCAUUUGCUUAAUAAUGCGAUUGUUAUCCCUGAGGCCAUAGGAUCGAUCCUCUGCACCAAUAGACUUUCUGCCUAUGUUAAAACAUUCGCUUGAUCGGAAAACAUCGUGAGGAAACGAGCCUGCCUUAGACCCAAAAAUUCGAUGGCAUUUGUCAGGCACAGGUGGCUGAUCACCUGCAUGCCUAUCAGAUUGACAAAUGAUCAUGAAGGAUACAGAAAUCUUAGGCCCAGACCAUUUUAUAGAAAAUAAUAAUUAAUGGCUGAAGUUUCGCUCGAUUCUGGUUCAUAUAUCUUUUAUGAGCACGCACACAUUUGAUAUAAUUUUUGUGUCAGGCGUUUCAAAAUACAAUACUAUUUAAAUUAUAAUGUUUCUAAACUAAUUAUUUUAUAAUCCUGUUUUUCUAUGAAUUUACGAAUAUAAUAUGGUUUUAGUCUGCCAAAUGAAUUAUAUUUUUGAUGGCUGUUAAAUUUUAUGAUGUUUGUACAUUUUUGGAUUUUUUUUACAAAUGUAUUUGUGAUUUAAUUGACACUGAUUAUUUAAAUUUUAUCUUGUAUUUGUUUUAUUAAUAAUCGCGACGAUGAUCAGGAAAAGAUUCUCUAAAAAAUAUUCCAUAUUAUAAACUAUGAGGACUUUGGCGUAUGGAAUUAUUUUUCAUUAGUAAAAUAAGUUUUUGAAUUUUUUAAAUGCAAUUGAAUAAUGCAUUUUUGAGAUUUGUAUUAUCUAUAAUGUCCAAAAAAUAAACGUAAGAUAUAACUCCUUUUGAAUUCGGCUUUGAAUUUAGAUCUCUUCAACAAAAUCCCUCUAUGAAUUUAUUAUUCAGUAUUUAAUUUUUUAGCUUUAAGACUAGUACUAUCAGCAAAGUCAAAAAAAGUCGAACAUAUUGUAUGCGAGAAAUAUUUUGGAAAUUUAAGUACAUUAUUUUCAACUUGCAGUUCGUUCUAACGACACGUGAUUUAGUUAAAUUAUUCUUAUGAGACUAUAGUUUUUUUUUAUAAACACAGCUAAAAAGAUUUGAAAUUCUUCCACAAAUACUUAUGUGUGUUAUAUUUGCUGAUAGUACAUAUUUAGUGGAUUUAGAAUAUGUAAGAGCCAUAAUUAAUACAUAAGAACUAACUGUUAAUUAAUAAACAAAUCUAAAUACGCUGUUUUGUGUCUUUCUGUCACAAAUGUAACGGAAAGAGACAGUGUAUUUUUACUGAUGGAUUUUGUAUUAUGAAAGAUUUUCUAAAAUUGUACUCUGAUUCCUAUAAAACUUCCAACUACACUUCCUGAAACAGUUUUGUAUUUUGUAACUUUCAUUUCAAGGAUUCUUAGUAUAUAAAACGAUUACAAACUUGAAUUAUAUUGACUUAUGAACGAGUGUUUUUAAGCCAUCGUUCUAAGCCAAAGAACAUUUUAUCUGUGUGUAUGUACACAAUUAAGAAUGGUUUAAAAAUCAAUGGUGUUCAACUCCAAAGUUAUUAAAAUCUUACACAAAAACGAUCACUUAAUUGUAAUUGGUCUAAAUGAACGUAUCGAGUCGCUUGUCUAUGAUUGGUCGAGAGGCUGACCAAUGAAAAUCAAACGAUAGGCUUUUGUUUUCACAAUAAAUACAAUCUAAAUACUUUUCAAGAACACUUUUGACCAUCAUGAGAUAGAUAUCAGUUUGAUAUGUACAAGACAUUUCUUCCUAACAAAAGUUUCAAAAUAUUACACACAAUGUCUUUCCAACAACCAGGUGAUAUUUUUUUAGUACAUCUAUUUUUAGAUAAUCUAACUUUCCAACGAACAAUUUUUGGUAAAUUUUAAUGUUUAAUAUUUCAUGUAUAUGUAAUUAAGUUUUAACGUACUGUAGUUACAUGUUGAAACGUGGGUUUGAGACAUUAUUUGUGUUAGACUUACUGUAUUGAAGAGCUUUUUUUAAUAGAGAUAAGAAACAUGUUACAACAGGCUACGCGCAGAACUUUCAUAUAAUUUCUUUUGCAGUCCGUGUCUUGAACUCAUUUUAGGAAGAGAAUCUCUUCUGCUGAGUUAAUUAUAAUUUCCACUUCAAAUAAUGUCUUAACUCACGUCAGUACACUGAAGUUACCGAAGAUGUGGCAAUCGACUGAUAUUAUUGCAUAGUUUUAAUAACAUUAUUUUACAUCCCUUACUUAUAAAACAUUUUGCAUUGUGGUGCGUUUUCCAAUACAUAUCAAGACGCAAUCAAUUUUAGACUUUAUUCCAAAAAAAAUUUUGUAUGACUGAUGUUGGCUCUUGAAAUUAGAUUGAAAUGUCUAAGUCAGAGUUCCCCAAACUUUUUUGUGUCGUAGACCCCUUGCCAUGUUUUUCCGUGUUGGGUAGACCCCUACUUACCUCAUAUUGAUUUCCUGUAAAUUUCUAACUGUAGUGAAGUUUAGUGUUAAAAAUAUAAAGUAAAAACACAUGUUAAUUUAUACUUUUAUUAAUUGAAUUUAAAUUGAAACUAUUCAAAAUAUGUUUUUAACUUCAUGGGUACUUUUACAAAUAAUGUAUAUGUUUUGAUAUUAUAAGACAGUAUGAUGUAAGUAAAUACUUACUAUCAGUGUAUGUGUUGAGAUCCACUAUCGUGGACCCCCUUUUCAUUUCAUGGACCCCCAAAUUUUUUUUCGCUGACGUAGACCCCUUGCAGGUUGUCAUAGACCCCUAGGUGUAGAUAUAGACCACAUUGGGUCUAAGGUCUAUAAAGGACGUUUUAAACAUUUGUCCAUAACUUCGAUAAGAUUUUAGAAGGCCAGCAACGCACAGGCACUGAGAGUGUCCUUAAACGGUAUCACACAUCAGAUGAGCGUCCUGCCUAUUUGCCUUUUGUUCUACAGAAACGGGAAUUAAAAAAAAACCUUUUACUUUUACAUUAUAUUAUAAAUUAUUUUUUUCUGUUAAAGUGUUCUUGCACUUUUGAUCUUUUAAGACAAUGUCAAACACACAGUCAAAUCUCAAGAGCUGUCAAAAGAUUUGACAGCUCUUGACACUAAAGUUUUGACACUUAAUGUAUUGGAAUACAGGUUAUCAUCAGAACAUGUUUAUAAGUAAGGGGAUUGUUACGAUUUCUCAGUAGUUAUAGCGUUUUAAUGUAAUUUAAUAUAACCAAAUAUUUCUUCGGCUAUUUUUGUAAGGUAUAAGAUUUAAUCGAUGUCGUCGCUCACAUUUGCGAAGUCCCGGUUGUGUUAACGGCUUUUGUACCGGGACAGAAUUGCUAAGACAUUCGUGGAUGGCUAUUAAUGUUGCCAGGAGAAAUUAAUGUUUAUUUAUGUAGGCAUAUCCUAUGAUUUCUCUCAAUAAAGUUUCCAAUAAAAAACAAAAAGUAUCGCGCCGCCAUGUAUUUAUAUUUAAAAUGACAGCUGGGAGUUAUCAUGUUUUUAGGAAUAUAUGUAUUAUUAUAAUUUAAGCUUUUUACUUCUGGCAACAUAUGUGAAAGCAAAUCAGUACAAAGUGUUAGAGGUUAGAAUGUGUAGUGUUGCAAUUAUAUACCAUUUCCAAAUUGUAUGCAUUUGAGCGAAAUAAAUAUUUAGACGAUUA
Messenger RNA from Pieris rapae (cabbage white), 9866 nucleotides. It is a transcript of the gene spg, whose product is annotated as dedicator of cytokinesis protein 4. The transcript has 35 exons. The record is from RefSeq and is a predicted model, not a curated record. Gene Ontology annotation, cellular component: cytoplasm; plasma membrane. Bases 159 to 5720 code for a protein of 1853 amino acids. Gene Ontology annotation, molecular function: guanyl-nucleotide exchange factor activity; small GTPase binding. Lineage: Eukaryota; Metazoa; Arthropoda; Insecta; Lepidoptera; Pieridae. Gene Ontology annotation, biological process: small GTPase-mediated signal transduction.